UUGUAUUAUGUUCUUUCAGACUAAUGGCGAUUUAAAAAAGGAAAGGCGACAAUUUCUCACUCAGUUCUUCUCACCCAUCUUUCUAAAGGCAUUUUCCAUUACUUUCUUUGGUGAAUGGGGUGACAAAAGUCAGAUAGCUACCAUCGGCUUGGCCGCAGAUGAGAACCCACUUGGUGUUGUCCUUGGUGGAAUCUUAGGACAAGCAUUUUGCACUACUGCUGCUGUCCUGGGAGGAAAGAGCUUGGCAUCUCAGAUAUCUGAGAAAAUUGUAAUUAACAAAAUUUUCUUUUUUGUUGUAUCACAUUCGAUGUCCUUUUUGUUAAAUUAGCUGUAACCAUGUAGUCUUGAUUCUGAUGUAGGUUGCACUCCCAGGUUGCACUUUCUCUACUCUUUAGAAUUUGAUAAGAUAGUAUUGUCUUGAAUCAUGUAAUUUGAGAAGUGACAGAAUGGUGUUUU
Molecule: messenger RNA, 456 nt
Organism: Camellia sinensis
Lineage: Eukaryota; Viridiplantae; Streptophyta; Magnoliopsida; Ericales; Theaceae
Source: RefSeq, a predicted model, not a curated record